UCACACUCUCUCUCAAAAAUAAAUAAGAAACCUUUAAAAAAAAAAAAAAGAUGUGCAGAGAAAAUGUAAUGAUUUUGUCUGAAACCAAUCUAGGCCUCUCCAAGCCUCCACCUGCUGGUCAGUGGGCCUACCUUCUCCUGGCUACUGGGCAAAGAACCGAGUUCCCUUGUGGCUGAGCUCCCUCCCACCAUGGACGGUGGGCCCAGAACCCCACCUCCUGCCUUCAUCAUCUCUUCAUUCACCUCAUGCCCUCAGGACACACAUGUUGAACCAUUCAUUCUCUUGCUUUCCCUCUUUCUUCCCGCCAUUCCCACAGCCCAAAAGGGUGGACUUUUAUAUCAUCCUUCUUCCUCCAACCUCAUGUUAUACCUUUGAUAUGCUAAAUAGCAUUAAAGAAACUUGGAAGAUCUCUCAAAACGACAGCUUGGCUUUUCCAGACAGAAGUGCUACCUCUGCAUUUUUCUACAAUGAAUUCUAAUCUCUCCUGGCAAAUAGAUGCCUCCCAGACUAGGCUGCGGGCGAAAGGCAGAAGCGAAACACACAGCAGUGAUUCUUCAAGACCUCUUGUUGGGCACGUCCCACAUUGCUGCCUUGGACUGUUGAUGGUAUUUAAGCAAAACGGAAAAAGUGAAUGAGGAGCAUUUUUUGGAAGGAAGUAAAUUCAGCACUAGGCCCGUUGAGUUUUAUGUGCCCGAGAGGAGCAGAUGCGUGAAUGACCACGUGGCCCGCAGGUGGCAGGCCGAAGGAGAGAUCGGGGCUGGAGCACGGGUCAGGCGUUGUCAGCCCUAGAAUUCUGCAUAGUACGUUAAAUUGAGUCGUCCUUACUACCUUUCCUGGGGACUGACACCUGUGUCCCCUAGGAAAGAUCCAGGAGCCGCAGGGAGGAGGGAAUGGCUAAGGGAGGUCACGGACAAGAGCAACACACGGCAUGGAGCGGUCCUGGCCUAGGCUGCCCAGGUCUGCCCGUGGAGCCUUUGUGCUGUGCGGAGCCGGGGAGCGGGGGUUACGUCCGCAUCAGGUGGCUGGUGGCAUCAUCUGCGUUAUCUGUCUUACUGUUAGCGACGGCGAGGCAGUUGCUCCCCCGGUGAGCGAACGGAGGCUCUCCCCCUGGGAAGGAAGGACAGUCUUCGAGGGAUGGGCACUGGUCAGGACUGCACGUUGCUGGGUGCUGACGCAGGCCCGGCCUUCUCCCGCCGGCAGCCGGCUCCGCCCUCCUGGCCUCUGACCACUUCCCACUGCCUCCUGAGUCCCUGGGAGCCUGGGAAAAGCAGUGCACGGGAAGCUCCAAAGCUCUUGCGUGUAGAAGGUGUGUGGAAGGAUAGGGUCGGUUUCCUCGCGGUGUCGCGGUGCCCGCGUAACCUGGGGGAAGAGCGUGCUCCCCCGUGCAGCCGUGAGCUUGGAAUUGGAAGUGGUAUUUAAGGCUAGAAACAGUCAGAACUCUUAAGGAGGAUGGACGGGGAAACGGACUGUCGGUCAGAAAUACUGAAAGGCACAGAAAGGACCACUUAGGUGGAUACGAUGGAAUUUAAAACAGAAAUCUGGAUUAUAAGGUGGCUUUUUACUUUUAGCAGGGAUGGAUCAUCCCAUUAAUGGUGUUGGGACAACUGAGUGGCCAGCUGGAAAAAACACGGUUCUAUCUCACUUCCGUGUACAAAUAAAUAAAUUCCAAAUGAUUCAAAGAUUUAAAUGUAAAAAUACAACCACAAACACGUAAAAAACAUGGUCAGUUAUAGUUACAGCCUGGGAGUGGAGCGUUAGAGAGUAGCUCACAGACCCCCAAAGCCGUAAAAGACAAGACCGAUAAAUUCAGUUACACAAUUAUAUGCCAUUUCUUCUUGGCAAAAUAAAAAGUAAAAUAAAAUUAGAAAGAUACAGAGGCAAACUGGGAGACGUAACCCACGUCCCAAAGGGCUCCUUUCCUAAAGAGUUCCUGUAAACCAGUGGCAAAAAUGUGUACUGAAACAAGGAACAGAAGCUGUGGCCGGUUCCUGGGGAAGGAGGAUCGAAUGGCAGUCGUGUGGAACACCAAGAGAUGCCCAGUUUCAGGCACCAAGAAGAAAGAAAAAGAAAGACACAGGCAGCCACCACCCUGGAGCCGGAAGACGCGGUGAGACCCCCAGGGGGCAGAUCCUUCCCGCGGGUGGCAGGGGCCGUGGGGGUGGGGGAACAGCCAAAGGAGAGUCCGACGGCACCCGCGCCAGAGGGGCUAGGCUGGUAUUUUCCCGUGCCCGUGCAGAACCCAAGUUGGCCCCACUCCCUAGUUCCAGAGCUUUCAGCAGGUGACUUUCAGGAAGAGGGGCACGGCAGCAGCAACAGCUUCCGGCUCACGCGUGGGUCGGGCGAGGUGACCACCGCCCCCUGGGCCAGACCGGCGAUGCCCAUUUCCGGGACGACCUUCACGUUCCGGUCGGGCGAUCGUCGGAUGUUUAGCAACGCCGCACUCGGGAAGGAUUUUCGUCGGGAAGGGUUGGAACGGGAAGCGUAUUUUCGCCUCCCCCGCUGCAGACCGUCGGGCCAGCCAGCCCCAACCGUCCCGUCUCCCGGGGCGGCCACGGCAGCAGCGCUGGCGUCCACUCCAAAUCCUGGCGAGCCCGGGCGGUGCUCGGAGCGCAGUCCCUGCCGCUGGCCUCCUGCCUGCGCCGGGCACCGCCUUUCACACCACUUUCCCCUCGUCGUGUCGCUUUUACAAGCGUGAAAGGAGUGAGCGUUAACUAGAGAGAGAGAAACGCUGGGAGUGUAAUGCUGAAGUUAUCCCCGCUGCACCCAGCCCCCUUUUAAAAUGUCAUCUUUCUCUCAAAUGCCCCUCUCCCCUGGGGCACUCGCACGUUUGGGUCCCCACGGGGAGGGAGGGGCCACGGCCCGGGACCUCGGCGGUGCCGCCGCGCCCACCGUGACCGACAGGGGGCGGCGCCGCGCCGACCCGCCGUCUCCCGCGCCCGGGGCCUGGCUUCUCGGGGAGGCCUGUCCCGGGCGAUCUUUGGAACUGGGGGCGUCCUGUCUCGGUCGUUAGUAACGUUUCCCCUCAACAAGUUCACUUUUUCCAGCGUCCCUGCUUCAAAUCUUCCGGUUAUUCGAACGGCUUCAGAACCAACUAGAAAGCCUGUCUGCCUCCGAGGGGUAUCUGUACGUGGUGCGUCGGCACAGGUGCCGCUGGGCGCACGACCGGAAGGGCCGGGGGAGGGGCGGGGAGGAGGGGGGACAGGGCAAGAGCAGCGCCCCCCCCCCCGCUGCCCGGUGGGGGGUCUCCAGUCACAGCGGGCAAGGCGGCGGGGGGAGGGGGUGCCCUGCUCAGCGAGCCCCGCGUUGUAGAGAAGGAGCCGCAGCACCUCGUUGAAGAAAUGUUGGUGUUUCCCCCCCAAAAAGCUCUUUAUGGAUGUGACCUCUGAUUCGCCUCAGUACCGCGUAGAUUUUUUUUCUCCGAGCUACUCAAUACUGCAGGCUCUACUGCACCUAUCACUGCUUCCCAGGGUAAAAAUAAGAGCAUUGUCACGGAGCAUUGUCAUGGGAUUAAAGUCUCUCUCUGAAAAUAGAUGCGCUCGUGGUUUUGCUUUGAUAGUUAUUUUCUUCAACUGCCCGGGCUUUGCUCUGGCAUUCUGAGAGCAGCCAGGGAUGACGAUAAUAUUUCAUCCCAUCGUCACCUCUUCCAAAUUUCCUCACCUGAAUAAAAUGUCUGUACCGUUAAUACCAACAGAAACACUGAGCCAAGUCCUGGAAGGAACACACAUACCACGAAGUGAAAUUCCUUACGGUGUCUGUCUUCCAGAAAUGACACAUGAAGAUUCUGAAGGACAGUGCCCUGCUCACCAAAUUAAUGAGGUCAAAGAGAGUGAUCUAGUUGAGGACUCUUCCAGAAUUAAAUAGAGUCUAAGCUAAUGUUUUGAUAUAAGUUAUUCCUCGUAACCAAUGAAUGGCAACAGCUGGUUCGUUUCAGAUCAAGGUGGGCGCCACCCUUCUGCACGCAGGAGCUUCGCCUGCCCCAAGGACGGACACAUCAAAGAUGGCUUUGAACCCAAAUUCUGCAGAUAGUUAAGCCACCCCGUGGGCAUGAGCUAUGUUUUUCCUUUGAAGAGAUAUUUCCCAGCUGCACUGAAUGUGUGGCAUCUGCCGUGACAAAAGAAUGAAACCCUUUGAGCAGUUCUGGCCCUCAUUCUGAUUUCCCUUUCUCCCCCUUCCUCUGGGAAAGCUUUUUCUCUAAAUUGUCUUCCACAUUCUUUUCCAAGCCAUCACUGUCUCUCCAGGCUUCCCUGAUCGCCCGGAUGAGCGGAUUUUACGUGGCGUCAAUGGAUUUUCUGGCUGUAGGUUUAGUUUACCAACUACCCCCCUCCUCUCCCCUC
Messenger RNA from Lynx canadensis (Canada lynx), 4334 nucleotides. RefSeq lists its product as uncharacterized. The record is from RefSeq and is a predicted model, not a curated record. NCBI's taxonomy places the organism in Eukaryota, Metazoa, Chordata, Mammalia, Carnivora, Felidae. The transcript is spliced from 2 exons. Bases 2033 to 2695 code for a protein of 220 amino acids.